GCACCCUUCAAGACGUUGCCGCGCGAGAGAGUUGGAUCUUCAUCGAGCAAAUUAAAUUCUCGGAGAUAUUGUCCAGAUUUUUAUCCUUCGGAAAUAUGCAGAGCUUCUGGAUUUUUGCAUUGGCAGCUGUCUCCUUUACUAAAGCUUCAGAGGAGCAAUACCGUCUAAUUGAUGACAUCUUCCACAAAAAACGCUACAACAAGGUGAUCCGGCCCGUCAUCAACGAAACCACGCCCAUUCUCAUCACUAUUGAGUUGUACCUGAGCCAGAUUAAUGACGUGAUUGAGAAGUACCAGACGAUCAGCACAAUGGUGUGGCUAACACAGCGCUGGACCGAUGAAUAUCUGCGAUGGGACCCACAGGAUUACAACAACCUGACAGCUGUGCGCCUGCCGUCUAACAUGGUGUGGCUGCCUGACACGGUGCUCUAUAACACUCGCGAAACUUCCAACGAGCAGCUGAUGUCCAUUCAGACCACCUUGAUCAUUAACAACGACGGCAGCGUGGACUGGAGCGCGCCCAUCACCCUGAUCAGCCAGUGCAGCGUCGACGUCAACUUCUACCCGUUCGACGCUCAGACGUGCAACCUCAAGUUCGGUUCGUGGCAGCAUGACGCCAGGCUCAUCGACUAUCCGGAGGCAGUAGCCGAUGCGAGCAUGUACCAGCAUAACGGCGAAUGGGACACAUUCAAGAUGAACUUCAAGCGUAACGUCAAGAUCUAUGCCUGCUGCCCGGACAAGCAGUACCCGGACGUGACUUUCACGCUGAUUCUGCGCCGCAAGCCGCUCUUCUACGUGGUCAACCUCAUCAUCCCGUGCGCGCUGAUCUCUGCCAUGUCCAUCAUUGAGUUCAUCCUGCCCUGCAACUCUGGGGAGAAAGUCUCUCUGGGAAUCACAGUCCUGCUGUCGCUGACGGUGUUCAUGUUGGUUGUGGCGGAGAACAUGCCCGCCAACAGUGAUGAUAUACCUAUCAUUGCACGAUACUACAUCGUGACCAUCUUUUUAGUCUCCUUUUCAACCUUCAUGACAGUCAUCGUGCUCAACCUCCAUCAUCGCAAGUACCGUGUACCUAACUGGGUGCACAAUAUCUUCAUUGGUGGUCUGGCUCCCAUCUUCUGCCUAAAAGUAAACAGCCGCCGCACCAAGAACAUUUAUAACAGUCGGAAACACCACUUCCAGCUGGUGCCCACGGCCAGUACGGCCACUACUUACCUGGACCAGGACUCCUACUUGUCCAAAGACGACACGCCAAGCGUCAACAACACUCCCCGGCACGGCCAGACGGAGACGGCGUACACAACCUCCACCAGCCAGCCCCGAAGACCGUGGGAUUGGAAGGAGCAAGCCAUAAUGGACACCUUGUCCAACGUCAGGUUCCUGGCCCAGCGAUUUGCCGAGAAGGACCGGGAGGAAGAUAUGGCUAAUGAGUGGCAGAGCGUUGCCAAGGUCAUGGAUCGCUUCUUCCUCGGCGCCUACAUCAUCUGCGUGGUCGUCAUGGACAUUGUCAUCGGCAUGCAGAUUUUCCAGGACCAUGACCUGCCGGACGAGGUGCUCAAACCUGUGGAGUGAUUUAGUUUUUAUGUACGGUUCAGAAUGUUAUAACCCCCAAUGGUUUGUGCUGGAUUGGCGGUAUGCAUCAGCAUCAACUGAUCUUGCUGUAUGCUGACCGACUAGUAUAGAGACCAGUCAAUAGACACUCUUCUGUGAGGAGCUGCAGGGUUCAAGUAAGUGCAUUCAUUGGAUUAAAAGAAACCUCUUGGGUCGAAAACUAGUUCAUAGAAAAUUAUAUGAUGGAGACCCCUUUCCUUUAAAGGUACAGCGAAUUUGCCUGAAGAUGUAUUAAGGGAGCUUGAUUGUAGCCUGAAUGAUAGGUGUUUGGAGUUAAAACAGUGCCACUGGCUUUUGGUGGAGAUUUGCCGUGGUUAAGUCAUCACUGUUAUUUUGGUAACGUUUUUGCGUUAAAGCGAUUGAAGCUUUAUAACCCGGGGUUACGUACCCGGAUGAGCUUCCGUCAGUUUGCCAACACGACUCCUGAUGUUGAAGUUCCUUAGACUUUACCGUCAGCCAAGAAUGUAACAAAUUAAAGCUAACAUCAUGGCGCUAACGCUAUGGCUCUGCAACUAAACCGCCACUGGUUCGAGGGAUUGAGGGUAAAAUCUUAGCUUGCACGAGACGCGGCCUUCCAAAGUCAUUGGGAAAAAUGGUCGCUCUAAGUCUGGCAAAUUUGAAUGUUUCCGUACGGAAUUCUUAUAUACAAACUUCCUGCUUAUUAUUCCAAGCAUUGUUCGUUUUCAUUUCAUUAGAGCUUGUGCAUAUCUUUGUGCUUUAAUUUGGAGGUUUUUAGGAUUGGUAUGGAAACACUCUAUCACAGACAAUCAAGAAACAUGUAAUGUUCAUAUGAGGAUAGAUCACUUGGGUGUCACUUUCUGGGUUAAUUUCAGACCUAUCUCAGCUUGUGGCUUGUUUGGUCCAGAGAACAACGUCCUUUUUGAACUGAAACUUUUUCGAGGUUGAACUGGAGACAAAGAUGGCAAAAUUACUAAACAAAGAGUGAUUUCUCACCUGAACUAAUUUAGGGGGAACUAUUAACUUGUUCCACUUAAUUCUGCCUUCAUUCCAGAAUUGUAAGUCUGAAACUGCUGGCACAGUGUUUAAAUGACUCAGGAUCUUUUUUCCCCAAUGAAACAAAAUAAUCGUUUUUAAUUAACGUUGUGUAUGUACGACAUUAGGGCUUUUAAUGGCGUCAUACUUUGUAGAUAUAACUGUACAAUAUGUCGACAACUUGCAUGAAGUGAGUCCAUGAAAUUAUUGAUGAAAUCUUUUUGUGGUAGUAGUUUACUGUCUUGUACAUAAAUCCAGGUUAGUAUGUAAGUAGUGCAGUAUACGAGAAAUUUUUAUUAAAGGUGCUAUGCGAUCUUCAAGUGAAAGAUUUUAACUGGCCAAUUUACGGCCAAGGGUUUGAAAUAGUUUGAGUGUGAUUAAUCAUUUCCUUUCGGGUAAAGACUGAUGAGAGGUUGUACGAUGACAUUCGGUAUGGCGUCACUUUUUAUAUCAUUUGGUAUAAACGUACAUGCAGGACACCUGAACUAAGGGCCAGGAAAGCCGGAAUUAAUGUGUCAUGUUUCAAAUGCAGUGGGGUAUCUUCGCGGAAGGAUACUAACUUCUCCAAUAUAGCCCCGUAGAAUUCGAACGUGCUCAUGAAAUUGUCCUUUCGUUAACUGUGUAUCAUUAUAUAAUGGGAAUGUAGUUGAAGUGUUCUCUGCUCUGCGAGAGCAAAGACCAAUUAAAAUCGCAAAAGUGGUGUUGUAACCAGGGAAGACCAUUUGGGGAGCAGAACAAGCCUCCAAGUGUCAAGUUAGAAACAUAAUCAGGGGCUAUAG
Acanthaster planci (crown-of-thorns starfish) is the source of this 3379-nucleotide messenger RNA. Its product is annotated as neuronal acetylcholine receptor subunit alpha-10-like. Gene Ontology annotation, molecular function: acetylcholine-gated monoatomic cation-selective channel activity; transmembrane signaling receptor activity. Lineage: Eukaryota; Metazoa; Echinodermata; Asteroidea; Valvatida; Acanthasteridae. Gene Ontology annotation, cellular component: postsynaptic membrane. The record is from RefSeq and is a predicted model, not a curated record. Gene Ontology annotation, biological process: monoatomic ion transmembrane transport.